AUGAGUGCAGCCAAUACUGCUAAAGAAUGUGAAUCUUUUGAAUGUCAGCUUGAGCGGCUCUGGUGGCAUCGUGCGGCCGCGGCGCCCGCCCUGCGCGGGAGCGCUCGGGACGCGGAUCGGGGCGGAGCGGCCGGUCCCGUCCCGCCCCGCCCCACGGCCCCCCGGCUCCCCCCGCUCCCUGCUUCCCUCCCUGCUUCCCUCCGUCGCUCGCUGGGUGCCGCCGGCGCUGGCGGAGCAGCAGGCGGGCGGGAUGGCGGCGCGGGUGCUGCUCUGCUGGCGCUGUGCGCCGUGCUCGCUGCCGGCCCCGCGGCAGAACCGGCGGCGGGGGCUGCCAGCCGGCGGCGGCGGCUGAGCGCCGAGGAGGGCAUCUCCUUCGAGUACCACCGCUACGCCGAGCUGCGGGAGGCGCUGGUGGCCGUGUGGCUGCAGUGCCCCAUCAGCAGGAUCUACAGUGGGCGCAGCGCCGAGGGCCGGGAGCUCCUGGUCAUCGAGAUCUCGGACCGGCCUGGCGAGCACGAGCCCGGAGAGCCAGAAUUUAAAUAUGUUGGGAAUAUGCAUGGGAAUGAAGCUGUUGGAAGGGAGUUACUCAUCUUCUUGGCGCAGUUCUUGUGCAAUGAAUACCAGAAAGGAAAUGAUACUAUUAUCAACUUGAUCCAUAGUACACGUAUCCAUAUCAUGCCAUCUUUGAACCCAGAUGGCUUUGAGAAGGCAGCAUCCCAGCCUGGUGAACUUAAAGACUGGUUUGUUGGUCGAAGCAAUGCCCAAGGAAUAGAUCUAAACCGAAACUUUCCCGAUCUUGAUAGAAUAGUUUACAUUAAUGAGAAAGAAGGUGGCCCAAACAACCAUCUUCUGAAGAACAUGAAAAAAGCUGUGGACCAGAAUCCCAAGCUUGCUCCUGAAACGAAAGGUGUCAUUCACUGGAUUAUGGAUAUUCCCUUUGUGCUCUCUGCCAAUCUUCAUGGAGGAGACCUUGUUGCAAAUUAUCCUUAUGAUGAGACUCGGAGUGGCAGUGCUCAUGAGUACAGCUCCUGCCCUGAUGAUGCUAUUUUUCAAAGCCUGGCUCGCAGUUAUUCUUCUUUUAACCCUGCUAUGUCUGACCCAAACAGACCACCGUGUCGUAAAAAUGAUGAUGACAGCAGCUUUGUGGAUGGAACAACUAAUGGUGGUGCAUGGUACAGUGUCCCAGGAGGAAUGCAGGAUUUCAAUUACCUCAGCAGCAACUGCUUCGAAAUCACAGUGGAGCUUAGCUGUGAAAAAUUCCCACCUGAAGAAACUCUGAAGGGCUACUGGGAGGACAACAAGAACUCUCUUAUAAAUUACAUUGAGCAGAUUCAUCGAGGAGUGAAGGGUUUUGUUAAAGAUCUUCAGGGCAAUCCAAUAGCAAAUGCUACAAUUUCUGUGGAGGGGAUAAGCCAUGAUGUUACAUCAGCCAAGGAUGGUGAUUACUGGAGAUUGCUUGUGCCUGGAAAUUACAAAGUUACAGCCUCAGCACCGGGCUAUCUAGCAAUAACUAAAAAAGUGGCUGUGCCCUUCAGCCCUGCUGUUGUGGUUGAUUUUGAACUGGAGUCAUUGUCUGAAAGAAAAGAAGAGGAAAAAGAAGAGUUGAUGGAAUGGUGGAAGAUGAUGUCAGAAACACUAAAUUUUUAAAUGUGGAUUUUGGCUUUACAGCUUUUAAUCUAUUAUAUGUUGACUUAGUAUAAUGUACUGUGGAAACUCCCUAUAUUCUAGAUUUUGUGCACUUCACAAUAAUUAACUUCGAAUUUUUCAGUCAUCUUUUGAUUAAUAUGAUUACAAAUAACUACUAGUCUCCUAGGUAGAUAAAUGAGUUAAUAAUUUUCUUUCAUAUUGUUAUAGAAAAUUUACUCUUCUAUAAAAAUCAGAAAAAAAAUGAAUGAAUAUGCAGCCUGUAUGACAGUAAAAUCUGUUGUUUAUUAUUUGCAAGUUCAGAAUAUGUAGGUUAACACUUGGUUUUAGAAAAGAAAAUAUGCUGUAAUCAAUUACUGAUUCUGCCAGAAAUAUUUGACAGUGCAUAGUAGUAGACAGUGCUCUUCACUGAGUUCUAUAAUGGAUGUUAUUGAAAAGAUUUAUAAUAACAUUGUGUGGUGUAAUAAUGUUUUACAAGGAUUAAAAUUCAGUAUAAAACUUUGUAUGUCUCUGGUGUUGGAGCUAUUUAAAUAUGUAAGAAACAUAAGCUGACUUCAUUUUAGUAAGCAGAAAGAAUCUGCAUAAACUCUUAUUAAAGAUGGCAUAGAAUGAAUUCAGGAAAAAACAGAGAUUUAUUCCUUAAAAAGUUGAUAAUAUUUGCAGAUCAGGUUUUAAUUAUUUCUCAUUAUUUGUUAAGCAAAUUAGAAAUUCUGAGUGGGAGAAGAGGAACUAGUGCAUCUCAUUUAUAUGCUGCUUGUGUUUGCUUUACAGCAAGAAAAAAAAUCAUUUCAGGUGAUGUUUUAAUUAAAUAAUUACCUUUUCGACAAUCUUUACUUGUAUCAGUGAUGUCUAGAUAAUCAGUUAAAAGUUCAUCUUUCCACUGAAGGCUAUCAAAAUAUUACAGUUAGACAAUGAACUGGAAAUCUGCUGAGAUUGUAUUUUCAGUGUUGCAAGUCAAGACUGGAUUUUUUCAAGCUCUGUUUCUUCUACUAGUCUUAUCUAAAACAAGAAAUAAGACAGAUAAGUGAAUUCUUUUCAGUGUGGUGAAAUUUUCAGAAAAUUGUGGAAGAGGAUGCAAAAGCAACUUUGAUUUAAAAACAAAUUAUUUUUGCUCCCUUUUUGUUUUUUUAUACUUGAAUUAACAUGCUGUAGUACUUUGGCUAAGAUGAGUGAAAUCUGCAGAGCCAGGGAAUACACAUGGACCAUAGUAGGUGCAAGUUUGGUAUAAUUCUUCGGAAAUGGCUUCUGGUAUGCUACUUGAGAUAAACUAAGCAUCUCGUCUGUUUGAAAGCUUACAUAUAUUGCUAGUCUAUUUUAAUUCAAGAUCAGAUAUUUGAUACAGAUUUCCUUCCUCUGUUUCUUUAAUACCACUCUCUGUGUUUUGCUUAGCAUAUUAUUUUAGCUGAUGAUUAUUUGGGACCAAUCAAGAGUGCACUAUCACACUCCUUCUGUAAGUGAAAAACACAUAGUCAGGAGUAGGAUCCAAAUAUAUCUCCCUUGGGUAUUAAAAAAUUUACUGCAAAUACUGUUUUCUGAGAAUUUUAAAUUCUUUAAUAAAAAUAGCACUUGAUCCUUUUAAGGAACAGACUAAGGUUUGAGACACAAUGGUAAACUGAACAGCAAUAAAAAAAGCAUAAACUUUGUCUCUCAGAUCAAGAGUUUGUGAUGUAACCUGUAUCUCAUUUGGGUUGUAAAUGUCAAACUCCAAAUUUCAGAGGAAAUUUACUUACUAUAAGUCCUUAUAUAGUGAUGAGUUUUGAAUCUUCAUUGCAAUGAAAAACCUCGGUGGGUUUUAAGAAUCUUAUCUGAAUCUUUAAAAGAAUCUUAUCUGAAUGUGUCUCAAUAACACCUUGUGGCUAGCUGUGCACAAGAGAGUACAUUAAGGAUGCCUGAUUAUGCCACCUUGGGUGUCUAUAUGACAGUUUGAAAGGCCAAGAUGUAGCACAGAACACACUGUGUUGAAGUGAAUGGUACAAAAAUAAAUUAUAUCCAGAUGUUGCUGUCAUGUGGGCAAAUGACUACAAGAGUGUAAACUAAUGUAAUAAGGCAAGUGUAUAUUUGUACAGAACAUCCUGGUCUGCCUCUUCCAAACCUAAGAAUUUCAAUCCAAAUGACACUUCCUAGUAUGAUGCUUGUCAUGCAUCCAGUCUUCCUGUGGCAUAGUUAGUGCAGACAUUACAUCAAAGUGAUCUCAUAACAGGUUUCUAAUCCAUACCUGUGUGAUAUGUGUGGGAUCCUCUGGUCUACUGUUUCAUACAUUUGAAAAUAAAUGUGGUGUCCCUUAAGUGAUCUGUUUGUUUUGCUCUAGAUGACUGCUUGCUAUUACUGUGUUCAGAACAGGUUAAAGUGAUUAAAUGUUACAGCACCAGAACCACUGCCACUGUUCUUGCUCUAGGUAAUCCUUAAGAACAGCGUAGCCAGAACUCUCAAUAAAUUAAUUCAUUAUGUAGUUUUUUGAGCUGAGCUGAGCUGUGUUGUAGGACUGUGUAUGUUUAAUGGAAGAUUAAAAUGUUAUGUGAUGCUGAGCUUUUGGUUAAAAAGGCACAUGCUGUACUGUUGUACAAUAAAUCUACAGUUUUAUUUAAAAUGUAAAA
Molecule: messenger RNA, 4238 nt
Organism: Catharus ustulatus (Swainson's thrush)
Lineage: Eukaryota; Metazoa; Chordata; Aves; Passeriformes; Turdidae
Gene: CPE
Product: carboxypeptidase E
Biological process (GO): proteolysis
Molecular function (GO): metallocarboxypeptidase activity; zinc ion binding
Source: RefSeq, a predicted model, not a curated record